UCAUUCAGCUCGAGGGAUCUCUCAAGAGCUCAGCGAAUAAAACAUUAUACGUAUAGAUCUGCAGAUACGGGUGCAGAACAGGUGACGUAGCCCAGCAAUUAGUUCAAAGAGCUGCCUGGCUAACUAUGUAACUGCGCAAUGGCAGUGCAGCGCGGCAGGGCCGAAAGAUAGGCAGCUACUAUUAGCACAUGGUGAUGAACCCUAGAAUUAGGUGAGAUAUAAGUUGGAAUCAAAGCCCAAACAACGAUGUUCGAUUUCGAUUUUCACGCCAAAGGACAAAAAAGCGCAAAAAUAUUUAAAAAAGACAAAACUAAAAUCGGUAACGAAAAGGAGAAUGAGUUACUCAACAGAAACCGACUUUACUUACGCACCGUCGCUACAAGACGAUGAUGGUGCAGCACCACCACCUCCUUACAGUUAUCAUAAUCAUAGCGCGGCCGAUGCAGCUCCCCCACAAGCGGCAGCACCCGGCUUAGCGCCGUGGUACGAAGCAGUGCCUGAGACUAGUACUACAAACACGAGCAGCAGCAUCGUGGGUGCGCGGAACCGGUUCCCGCAGGCGCUGAACGGGUACUACGAGAAGAAGUGGACGACCCGGAACAUCCAGCUCGGCGAGCACGCCAACAGCCCGCUCUACAACGUCGCGCUGGGCAGCGACUACACCGGGAAGCUGGACCUCUGCGCGGGGGCUAGCAGCAGCGCCGGUCCCGUCAUCGCGACGGCGGCGUUUACGAGCAAGUGGGGGAGCGCGAAAGAGACUAUUGUCGAGUUGCUUGCGCUCGGCGAUGAUGCUGCGGGAUCCUCUUAUAGUGGUGGUGGUGGUACAGGCUCUACGCGGGUUGUCAUGAAGAUGAAGGUCGGGCUAUUGCACGUCUCGUACCGCUUCUCGGUGCAAACAGGGACGGGCAAGGACCUGCGAACGGAGGACUUCGAGUGGCGGCAGAGCCGUGGGGAGGAGGUCAGGGGCCUGAACAAGCACGCGGGCUACGGGUGGAAGCUGGUGCGGCUAAGCGGGAACAACGCGGAGCAAGGCGGCGGCGGCGGCGGCAGCGACCGCACUAAGCGAGCGGUGGGGUGGACGAGUGACGGCCAGGAAGUGGUGGCGGCGUGGUCGCAUAACAACAGCUGGAGCGCGAAUAAGGUGUUCAAGCUUCAGUUCCUGGAGAGCGGUGCGACGGGGGUGCUGGGGGAUAGGUUUGCGGUGGUAGCGCUCAUGACGGCGCUGAAGAUCUUCCACCAUGAGGUGGUGAUGCAUAUGGUUGCAGCCAGCGUCGCAUAGGCGAUGUCAUUGGGGUUAUAAUUAGGCCGGUGUUGUAUGUAACUGCAAUUGGCAUGGAAAAGAACAUAGAUGUAUGUAUUCAUGGAUGUACUUGGCGUUGGUGGAUCAUUUACUAUUAAGUAUUACUAGUAGUAGACACGGCGUAUAGGAAUUAUACCUGGAGGGAUGAAUUCCUCUUGAAGGAAUG
Hypoxylon fragiforme is the source of this 1466-nucleotide messenger RNA. RefSeq lists its product as uncharacterized. NCBI's taxonomy places the organism in Eukaryota, Fungi, Ascomycota, Sordariomycetes, Xylariales, Hypoxylaceae. The record is from RefSeq and is a predicted model, not a curated record. The transcript has a single exon. Bases 335 to 1279 code for a protein of 314 amino acids.